Molecule: messenger RNA, 2238 nt
Organism: Alosa sapidissima (American shad)
Lineage: Eukaryota; Metazoa; Chordata; Actinopteri; Clupeiformes; Clupeidae
Product: zinc transporter ZIP12-like
Exons: 13
Coding region: 64-2004 (646 amino acids)
Biological process (GO): intracellular zinc ion homeostasis; zinc ion import across plasma membrane
Cellular component (GO): membrane
Molecular function (GO): zinc ion transmembrane transporter activity
Source: RefSeq, a predicted model, not a curated record
GUGUGUGUGCGUGCGUGCGUGUGUGUGUGACGGUGUGUGUGUGUAUGUGUGUGUGUUGCCAGUAUGUACGUGUGGGCCUGGCUGCUGGUGCUGGGCUUGUGUGACGGUGUGACGGGGCAGGACACACUGCUGCAUCCGGAGUCACUGCUGUCAGAGGAGGAGCCAGUCGAGGAGUACCCUGACGUGGAGGUGUUGUGGGGGGAGACGCCAAUCCUGAGGAACCAGACGCAGGUCAUCAUCUCUCUACUGCAGCAGCGCCUGGGUCAUCAGUGUCUCAGACCAGAGCAUGUGCUGUCAGUCCUGGGGGAUGAUGGGAAGGGUGACAUGAGUCUGGAGGACUACCAGCGGAUAUCUACGGUGCUUUUGUGCUACAUCAUCAACAUGCGCCACCUGUGUCUGGACCCGCCCUCCCCGCCUCAGCCCCUCCCCCACUGCCUCCGAGCUCUCGCUAGGCUCCACCCACAGGAGGAUCACCGCUUUCUCUCAUCCAAUGAGACUGAGAGCAUCCUACUGACUCUCAACCAGGACUACCAAUCAGCUGCUCUACCAAAACAGAGCCACGCCCCCUCACACACACAGUGUGCGGACGCGGAGUCCUUAAUGGAAGAGGCAGGAAUCACUGAUAGACGAGGUGCGGACUUCUUCUCCCUGCCACGAUUGGCUGCAGCGCUGGUCAGUCAUCUGCUGAGAGGUCACUGCCUGAGUCGCCGGAACCUUCCCCCCCCCUCCUUCUUUACCGAUGCAGUAUUCCGCUCUCUCAAUCGCUCCAACAACCUGCAGGUUACAGAUGUGGAGCUGCUGUUGCACAAGCUGGGCAUUGGAGGUAGAACCCCAACAAAGGGGUGUGGCCAAGAACAACAGAGAGCUGUUGGGGACUGGACACAGGUGUGUUUCACAGCUGAUCAGCUACUGCAUGUGCACCUGUUGGAUGCCAGGCUCCCGCUAUCCAGGCGGAGCUUCACUCAAAUAUGCCCCGCCCUUAUCCAGCAGCUGUUGACCAAUCGGUGUCAGAAUCCACUCACUGACCACGUUUCUUUAGAGGACAACCCCACCCUCAGCAGUCUGCAGAAGUACGGCUACAGCAUAGUGGCGGUGUUGCUGCUGACGCUGGGCUCCAUGCUCGGGGUGUGUGUGUUGGUGUGUAACUCCUGUGGGGAGACGCACACGCUGGUGCUGCAGCUGUUUGUGGGUCUGGCGGUGAGCACGCUCUCAGGUGAUGCCAUCCUGCACCUACUCCCUCAGAUCCUGAAUGUCCAUGAACACGGUCACCAUGGCGAGGGACAGGAAUACCUGUGGAAGGGCAUGGGAGUCAUCGCCGGAAUCUACGGAUUUUUCCUCCUAGAGAGACUACUGUCCUUCAUGCCCCGUGGGCUAAAUGCUCACUCCCAUGCUGUCACCCUUGAGCUAAAAAGUAAUGGUGAGAGUCAGAGGGGAAAGUCCAUCUCCACCGUGCAAUUGGGGUCUACAGAGGAGGCAGAAUGCCCAGACACUCCACCAGAGGAAGCUCCUACCCAGAGUGCACCACGCAGGCGGGGAGUUCCGUUGCUGGCAGUCAUGGUGAUUGUUGGCGACAGCCUACAUAACCUCGCAGAUGGCCUGGUGAUCGGAGCAGCUUUCUCUUCAUCUACAGAAGUUGGCAUGACAACCACACUGGCCAUCCUUUGCCAUGAGAUUCCCCACGAAAUGGGUGACUUUGCUGUCUUGCUGGCGUCUGGUUUGUCAGUAAAGUGGGCGGUGCUUAUGAAUCUGCUCUCCGCCCUCACUGCGUUUAUUGGCCUGUUUAUUGGACUCUUCGUUUCCACGGAGACGGAGGUGCAGCAGUGGAUUUUCAGUGUUACAGCAGGGAUCUUCCUCUACCUGUCCCUGGUGGAGAUGUUGCCAGAGAUGUCACGGAUGUGCUCCUCUCGCCCCGGUCUGCUGUUCCUGCUGCAGAAUGUGGGACUGCUGUUGGGAUGGACCUGCCUUCUGCUGCUGGCUCUGUUUGAGGAGCAUCUCAGCUUCUGACACACACACGCACUCACACACACACACACAUGCACACACACACACACACACACACUACUGCUGCUGCUGGCUCUGUUUGAGGAGCAUCUCAGCUUCUGACACACACACACACACAUAUGCACACACACAUGCAUACACACACACACAUUACUGCUGCUGGCUCUGUUUGAGGAGCAUCUCAGCUUCUGACACACACACACACACACACACACACACACGCACACACACACACAC